Pseudophryne corroboree (corroboree frog) is the source of this 7429-nucleotide messenger RNA. RefSeq names its product neuropilin 1 (gene NRP1). NCBI's taxonomy places the organism in Eukaryota, Metazoa, Chordata, Amphibia, Anura, Myobatrachidae. Bases 571 to 3351 code for a protein of 926 amino acids. Gene Ontology annotation, biological process: vascular endothelial growth factor signaling pathway; neural crest cell migration; response to wounding. Gene Ontology annotation, molecular function: vascular endothelial growth factor receptor activity; vascular endothelial growth factor binding; semaphorin receptor activity. Gene Ontology annotation, cellular component: focal adhesion; plasma membrane; axon. The record is from RefSeq and is a predicted model, not a curated record. The transcript is spliced from 18 exons.
CACUGUACCCUCCUCACGGCUUGUUCUUCAGAGAGGCUCUGACUGCCAGUCUCUCCGCUUCCUCUCUCUCUCUCUCUGCCUCUGUUCCUCCCAUCCCUUCUGUGCUGAGAAACUGUGAUGUUACAAAUCCCUUCCAAGGACCUGCAUGUACAACCACUAACACACAGCUGCCAGCUAUAGCCUUCAGCAGCGACAGGCACCCUAAUCACCACUGACUCACAUCUCACCCUGCCAUGGCAUCAUCACCAUAAGGGGAACACUGCUCCAUCAGCUGCAGGAAAGCCAGGAGUCGUUUGGUUUCCUUAUCAGUUCCCAAAGUGGGUUGAGGAGGAGCUUGUCUUUUCUAUUUCUUUUUGCUGUUUGGGGAUGGUCACAGAAGACAGACCCAAGUGUGGGAAGUGCUGGAGGAAACCCUGAAGUCAAUGACAGGAUACAGGACACUGCAAACACUAAUGGCACAAUAGUCCCUGAGCUUUUAGGACGUAUUUGUGUGUUUUCCUGGAGCUGAGCUGGGGAAUAUAGGAUUUCACCGGAGAUUGUUAUCACUUGUGCUGCUGCUCCAGCCAGAGGAUGCAUAGCCGGCUGGUCUUCUGCUGCUGGGCGCUGAUCAUCCAUUUAUCCUGCGCUACCAAGACCGAUAAAUGUGGAGAUACUAUAAAAAUCAAGGAUCCCGGCUAUGUUGUCUCCCCUGGAUAUCCAAUAUCAUACCUCCCAAACCAGAGAUGUGAAUGGGUUAUACAGGCCCCAGAACCAUACCAGAGGAUACUCAUCAACUUCAACCCUCACUUUGACUUAGAGGAGCGAGAGUGCAAAUACGACUACGUGGAGGUCUUUGAUGCAGACAAUGCAAAUGGCCGCUCCUUGGGCAAAUUCUGUGGGAAGAUUGCACCAUCAGCACUGAUCUCCACCGGACCUUCUUUGUUUAUCCGAUUUGUCUCAGACUAUGAAACACAUGGAGCUGGAUUCUCAGUCCGCUAUGACAUUUAUAAAACAGGUCCAGAGUGUUCCCGGAACAUUACGGCAGCCAGUGGAGUAAUAAAGUCUCCGGGAUACCCUGAGAAAUACCCCAAUGCCUUGGAAUGUACUUAUAUCAUCUUUGCUCCAAAGAUGUCAGAGAUCAUAAUGGAAUUUGAAGGAUUUGAAUUGGAGUCAGACUUCAAUGCUCCUGGGGGGCGUUCCUGCAGAUAUGAUUUCUUGGAAAUAUGGGAUGGGUUUCCCGGAGUGGGUCCUCAUAUUGGGCGUUAUUGUGGUCAGAACACUCCGGGACGUAUUCGUUCCUCAACUGGAAUACUCUCCAUGUACUUUCACACGGACAAUGCAAUCGCAAAGGAAGGAUUCUCUGCUAAUUUCACCGCCUUGCCGAGCAGCGCAGAAGAAGAUUUUGAGUGCAAAGAACCCCUAGGAAUGGAAUCUGGGGAGAUCACUUCGGAUCAAAUCACAGUGUCCUCACAGUAUAGCACCAACUGGUCUUCAGAGAGGUCAAGGCUGAACUAUAAUGAGAAUGGAUGGACACCUGGCGAGGACACAGUUAAAGAAUGGAUACAGGUAGACCUUGGAUUGCUCCGAUUUGUCUCUGGAAUUGGAACCCAGGGAGCUGUAUCUAAGGAAACAAAGAGGAAAUAUUACGUGACAUCAUACAAAGUUGAUAUAAGCUCUAAUGGAGAGGACUGGAUUACACUUAAAGAUGGAAAUAAGCAUCUGAUAUUUACAGGAAACAACAACCCCAUCGAUGUCCUUUAUAGAGCUUUUCCCAAGCCUGUCAUCACGCGGUUUAUUAGACUCCGCCCUGCGACUUGGGAGAAUGGUAUAUCGCUGAGAUUUGAAAUCUAUGGCUGUAAAAUAACAGAUUAUCCAUGCUCUGGGAUGUUGGGAAUGAUUUCAGGAUUUAUAACCGAUUCUCAGAUUACAGCCUCUAACCCAGAGAACCGCAACUGGAUUCCUGAGUAUGCUCGCCUGGUGACCAGCCGCUUUGUUUGGGCACUCCCACCCGCAAACAGUCACCCUUAUACCAAGGAAUGGAUCCAGAUUGACCUUGGAGAAGAGAAAAUUGUGCGUGGCAUUAUCAUUCAAGGUGGUAAACUUAAGGAAAACAAAGUGUUCAUGAAAAAGUUCAAGAUCGGCUAUAGCAAUAAUGGGACUGAAUGGGAAAUGAUCAUGGACUCCAGCAGGAACAAGGUGAAGACAUUUGAAGGCAAUGUAAAUUAUGAUACUCCAGAAUUGCGGACCUUUGCACCCAUAACAACCCGAUACAUCCGUAUAAUUCCAGAACGAGCUUCUGUGUCAGGUCUGGGCUUAAGACUGGAACUACUGGGCUGCAACAUUGAAGUACCUACGUCUAUUCCUACCACACGGAACAUCAUUGUUGAUGAUAAAGACUGUGAGGAUGGCGAGCUUAUUUGUCCCAGUGCAACAAGUGAAGACUACAGGCUGACAGCUGAAACUACAAUGCAGAGUACAGAUAUACCAACCAGAGAAGGCAGCACUGAGUCAGAUCCUCCACAAAGUGAUCUUGAUUGUACGUUUGGAUGGGGAUCACAUAAAACAAUCUGUCAAUGGGAACACGAUAACACCCCAGGCCUCAAGUGGAUAGUACUAAACAGCAAAACUGGCCCAGUGCAGGAUCACACAGGAGAUGGCAAUUUCAUAUACUCUGAAGCUGAUGAAAGACACAGAGGUAAAGUCGCCCGCUUGUUAAGUCCCAUGGUCGCCUCCUUGAAAUCUGCCCAAUGCAUGACAUUCUGGUACCACAUGUCCGGGUCCCAUGUUGGCUCUUUGAGCAUCAAACUGGAGUAUGAAAAACAAGAAGGAUUUGAUCAGCUGCUGUGGAUUGCUAGUGACAGUGAAUAUCACGACGACCACUGGAGAAAAGCUCAAGUUCUCCUGCACAAGUCGAUGAAACGAUAUCGGGUGGUUGUUGAGGGCACAAUUGGUAAAGGAAGUACUGGAGGAAUUGCUGUGGAUGAUAUUAUUAUUGCCAAUAACAUUGCUCCUGAACACUGCAAAGGCUCUGAACCAUCAGAAUCUGGACCAGGAACUGAGGAUAUUACACAUAAUAAACCAGGAAUCACACCUAAUUAUCCUGGCAAUGAAAAAUUUAACGAGAGCAUCUCCAAGAAGCCAGGCAGUGUACUCAAGACAUUGGACCCCAUUCUUAUCACCAUCAUUGCAAUGAGUGCCCUGGGAGUGUUACUAGGUGCCAUAUGUGGAGUUGUCCUGUACUGUGCCUGUUGGCACAAUGGAAUGUCAGACAGAAACUUAUCUGCCCUAGAAAAUUACAAUUUCGAACUUGUGGAUGGUGUCAAGUUGAAAAAGGACAAACUAAACACACAGAAUUCAUAUUCAGAGGCAUGAAGCAGCAAUAGGAAAAUAAUGUUGCAGAUACAUUCAGUGGAAAGACUAAAGUCAUUUUUGGUGGAAACGCACCGAUGAUCUUUUACUGUUUAGGCUACAAAAUGCGUUGGUUGACGUGAAGCCAAACUUCUCUCAGGAGCUUCAGUGAAUAUACCUGAAAACUAUGAACGUAUAUACAAUCUGAAUCAUGUACAGCUGGCUUUUUCGUUUUUGUUUCUGUUAUGUUUUUUUUUUUUUUUAUAAUUAGAUGCUGGUGUUGAGACCAAUUAUGAUCAAUUUUAUGGUUUUGUAAACUCUGUUUCGUUUUGUUGCGUUCUCCUGCUGCGGAUAAUUCUUGGUUGUGCACAGAACCCAAAGUGCUGAAACAAAAUGAUCCUGAGCGAGGUUCUUUACAUGGACACAUAGUGGUGUGUGCCCUCACUCCAAUUUAUAGGACUCACAGCACAAAUCUUUUCAUGUUUGUGCAUAUUUGUAUGUGCUGUAACAAAGGCUUUGGAAGUUCUAAAAUGUGCCACCAUGAUGUUUUUGGGCAUUUUUAAAGCAAAGCUAUCCAUUAUUGUUGUGUUUCAGUGUUGUUCUGAAGCAUAGUGCUUAAAACGUCUUAACAGUACAUGCACCAUCAUCAAAUGGAAUGGGCAAUAGAGGGUAUGACCUACCCUUAAAGAAUUGAUGUUGGCACUGGCUUAGUGGAUGUCCUCUCAAGUGCCUUUUUGUGUUUGUGUUAGUUUUGACUGUGUUCUAUCUGAUUAUAAAAAUGUUUUUGGGAUUUUUUUUGAAUGUUCAUAUAGGCCCUUGUCUCUUACUGUGUACUACAGUGGCCAAAAAUCUUAUCCCCUAUGGCCUAUAAAAAGGCAAGGGCUAUGGUUGAACCAUCAACUCGGCUAAAAAGCUUUUAUUUCUGAAUAUUUUUUUAGUUUAUUCAUGUUUAACUCUAAUCCACAACUUUACUGUAAAAAGCUGCAAUAUCCCAUUUCUUUUGUUUCCUCUGUAGAAUGUAUUUAACAAUUUAUACUCAACUCUGAGUAGACAAUGUAAUUUUUUUUUGCCGUAAACUCAUAGGCAAAAUGUAGCUCUGUCGCUCAUACAAGUGAUACAGAGAUCAUACUUUUGUUAAAUCAAAUAAGGGAAAUUUCAUACAUUAACCCUACAAAGUCUAACUUUGGCUUUCUAUCAGGAUGUCAGAAGCCUCGGUAUCAUUUUUCCCAAAAAAAAAUAAAAUAAGCAAAACUUAAGGGAUUAGUUUCCCGGAGCAAAGAGCAAUGAUGUGCUGUAACCCACAACAGCCAAUAAGGUGACAGCUUUUAAUAGUGUAGUGAAGUCAUGCGAAUGAGAGCUGUUGUGGUUGUUGUGUGUUACAGCGCAAAAAUGCCAUUUGCACUAUGUUAUUGAAUAAGCGUCACAAGUUGAUGUUUUACGUUUAUCAGUAAAAGAAGUACUGAACAAUCUUGUGUAUUGCCCACUGUACUUGAGUUAAUGAAUAUGUAGUAUUAGUUUAGUAUCAUCUCAUGAUACAAUGCAUCAAGCAGAGAGAAAAAGGGUUGUGACAAAUAUUACUGUUCUAAAAAUGAUAAAUAUGCCAUAAAAAAAAAUUGGAUCAAUAAUAAUGAAAAUCCAGGUUAUCAUUGUGCUAGGAAUUGGUGGUAUUGCUGAGAAUUUAUCAAUAUUAUAGGAAUUUAUGCAGGGCUGUCCUGAUUUUCAAGGACUGUGUUGCCAUCCUGAAAGUAAGGACUUUCAUGCUGACUCCAUGGGUUGUUGGAAGGUGUCAAUAUUUAGGACCGGGUGUCAUUGGUUCACACGGCAAUACAGGGUUAUUUUUAGGUUAGUGGGGGGAACAUAGUACAUCGGAAGUGCUAGGCAAGCCUAGGACCGUGGCAUGACCCAAAGUGAUGUGACCCCAAUGCAAUAUGACCACAACGUGUCAAUAAUUGUUUGUGAAUUGAUAGGAUGAAUUUUAGUUCAGAACACAAAUCGACUGUCUCCACUGUGUCUACUUAUCAUGUAUAUAUAUGUAUAUAUAUAUAUAUAUAUAUAUAUAUAUAAUAUGGUCAUUGAAUCACAUUCAUCAUUCGCCACAUUUGUUUGUACUGUAUGUUUCAUGGCAGUUUUCUUUUACUGGUGGAAGUUGUACAUUUACCACUUUUAUUUUGUUUUAAUAAGCAGUAGUAUUUUAGGCUCCGCAUAUUCACGAUUAAUAGUUACAUGAAUUCUUAUUUAUUACUUUUUUUUUUUUUAUUAGAUAUUGUACUCCCUCCUUCCCCCAAAUAAUUGUAACUAUUGUCCCUACUCCUGGUGAGUAGAGAAUUGUGAAGCUUUCCUGUGUCGUUCUUAAUUAAUAAUAUAAUUAACCAUUAUAUCAAAAUAACAGCAAGGAUUUCACUAUUGGCUAUUAUAUACUACACUGGCAUUUACCUGGUAACAUCUCAAAAGCAUCACACAAAAAAAGAGACAGUAGAAUAGCUACAUUUCUAUCUAUCCUAUGUCAUCAAAUAGGCAAUGUCUGUCCUAACCAAAUUUGUAAUUAGCAAUAAUUUAACUUAGAAAAUUAAUAUUGCUUCAUUAUGCCUAGAACCAGAGGACUCAAGAGACUGACAUUAUGAAGAUGUGCCUUUAUAAAGGAUGUAAACGAACCUUGGGACUUAUAAAUGUCUCCUCUUUGUCGGGUCUUUUGGACUACAAACCUGGUCAGAAGCCGAAUGAUGUCCAAUGAUCUGAUGCCCUUUACACUACACAAUGCUCUCAAGUUGGAAGACCUUCACAAAGGGACAACAUUAGCAGGAGUGUUUUUUUGGAAGAAACAAGAAGGAUUAGUAGGCAGAACCAAAAACAAUGGCUCGAUUCUUGCAGGGGUUAGCUUAACUAGGGUUAGAUACUCCUUUGUAGAAUCUAAGUGACAUAAUGAAAAUAAAAUUAUACAUUAAUGUCUUAUCAUUGAUAUUAGAUAAAUACAAACUUACUGUAUCAAAUAGGCAGAGGGGUAAAUUUACUAAGAUGGGAGUUCUAUUUAAGAUGGGAUGUUGCCAAUAGCAACCAAUCAGAAUCCAGGUAUUAUAUUCUAGAAGGUGCUAGAUAAAUGAGAAGUAGAUUCUGAUUGGUUGCUAGGGGCAACAUCCCAUCUUAAAUAGAAAUCCAAUUUGCCCCAUGGAGUCUGAAACUUCCUUAUUAUGUUCUGUAGCGACUAAACCCAGAGCCUAGGAAUAUUUAGUAACACUAGUAAUUGACAGAAAAUUACAUUUAAUAAUUUUAGGUGAAUAAUUCCUAUAAAUAAAUAACUAAAAAAAUAAAAGCUUUUAAACAGCGCCCACUCAUUGCUGGACACUAUCAUUUUAAUUUAAACUUUUGGGCACUUUCGCCAGCCUCUUCAUGUAUAGUUUGUAUAUUGUCUUCAUUUGCAUUUAUUCAUUUUGCUGAAAGUUUAUGGCAAAAUAAAUAAAUAAAUCAAAAGCAACUUUUGUCCAUAAUAUAUUUCAGCACUCGCUCAUAUCUGCAUGAGUUGAGGUGAACAGUGGAAAAAUGAUACUGAAUCUUUAGAACCGAGAGAAAGGAACCUUGCACUGAAAUCUAUAUUUAAAAUUCUAUGUUGAUAAUGUUAUUAACCCUUUUAUCAGUCAAAGAGGGCAGUAUCUGUUUGCGUGGCAGGUCGUUGCCGCUCUCUCUUGCUGGGGUAAAGGGGUUCGUUUGUAAAGGCAGUGUUAAAGAAAAUUGUUCAUUUAUAUUUGUUUUUAAUUGUUUCAUAAUUUUUAAAAUGUAAAAUAACAUAUUUUUUUCUUUAUUGAAAACUAUUAAAAAAAACUUUUCUGUAGUAAAAUGAUUUCAUUUUACUGGUAUAUUAUUGCUUCAUGUUUUGUAUCAUCAUGAACUUUUGUGCAAAUUUUUUUACAGAAAUUUUUAUUUUAUAUGACAAUAUGACACUUGUAAACUGUUGUUUUGGAAUGAACUGCAAAGCCUUAACUUUGAAUGACAUUUGUAUUCUUGGACAUUGAAUUGCAUAAUAUCACAUAAAAUAGAACUGUAAUUUAAAUCCCAAACGAUGACUACUACAUUCCAAAGAUACAGUUGAAAUAAACAUUUUCAUAAAAUA